CAUUAUCAUCUUUGUUUUUAUAAGUUUACAUUAUUCUCUCUCAAUCCCAUUUUUUUUCUCUAUCUCCAUCAUCACUAUCAUUAAGAAAAAGUUCGUAAAUUUACGCUCCGGUACCGGUCUUUUUCUUUAUACCAUUUCUUGAUUUUGGGUCAAAUCAAUCUUUUUUGAAUCUUUUUCUGACCCAGAUCAAGAAUUUUAAUUCCAAGCUAGCAACUAUGUCUUUUACUGGUACCCAGCAGAAAUGCAAGGCUUGUGAGAAGACUGUGUAUCCGAUGGAACUUCUGUCGGCCGAUGGUGUUCCUUACCACAAAUCUUGCUUCAAGUGCUUUCAUUGCAAAGGCACAUUAAAGCUUAGCAAUUAUUCAUCAAUGGAAGGUGUAGUAUACUGCAAGCCUCAUUUUGAGCAGCUAUUUAAGGAGACGGGUAAUUUCAACAAGAAUUUUCAAUCACCUGCAAAGUCAGCAGAGAAGUUAACUCCUGAACUGACAAGGUCACCUAGCAAAGCGGCAAGUAUGUUCUCCGGUACGGUAGAAAAGUGUGCUACUUGUGGUAAAACCGCGUAUCCACUUGAAAAGGUGACGGUUGAGAGCCAGUCGUAUCACAAGUCAUGUUUCAAAUGCUCGCACGGUGGUUGUUCGUUAUCCCCAUCAAAUUAUGCAGCCCUUGAGGGUAUAUUAUAUUGCAAACAUCAUUUUUCUCAACUUUUCAAGGAAAAGGGAAGCUACAACCAUCUUCUCAAAUCAGCAUCUAUGAAACGCGCUGCUGCAGCAGCAGCUGCAGUACCAGAAGCGUAAAUGUCUUAUCUUAAUUCGAUGUGUAUGCGUGUGAGUUUAUUGUUUUCAGUGUGUUUUGACCUUGAGAUCGUCCUACUUCCAUUAUGAGGAAAUCAGCAAAACUUAAUUCUGCCAUGUUUUCUUGAAUUUUUUCUUUGUCGGGCAUAUUGUUGUGUUUGAUUGAUGAAUUUAAUGCUCAUUCUCUGCCAUUGUAAAAUGAACUUUGGAGGAAUUUAUAUGCAUAUCUGGAUGCUGAUAAA
Molecule: messenger RNA, 1033 nt
Organism: Mercurialis annua (annual mercury)
Lineage: Eukaryota; Viridiplantae; Streptophyta; Magnoliopsida; Malpighiales; Euphorbiaceae
Product: LIM domain-containing protein WLIM2b-like
Exons: 6
Coding region: 216-794 (192 amino acids)
Biological process (GO): actin filament bundle assembly
Cellular component (GO): plasma membrane; actin cytoskeleton
Molecular function (GO): actin filament binding
Source: RefSeq, a predicted model, not a curated record